Dermacentor silvarum is the source of this 2925-nucleotide messenger RNA. RefSeq names its product actin-interacting protein 1 (gene flr). Gene Ontology annotation, biological process: actin filament depolymerization; locomotion; positive regulation of actin filament depolymerization. Lineage: Eukaryota; Metazoa; Arthropoda; Arachnida; Ixodida; Ixodidae. The transcript is spliced from 16 exons. Gene Ontology annotation, cellular component: cortical actin cytoskeleton. Gene Ontology annotation, molecular function: actin filament binding. Bases 129 to 1937 code for a protein of 602 amino acids. The record is from RefSeq and is a predicted model, not a curated record.
AAACCGCCUCGCAGGCCGCCUCCCAGACCUCCCCCACAAGCGACGCGGGAAUAGGUGGGGUGCUGCGUUUCCGGUUCCGCUAAAGCGGCCAGGGAGGUGUUGCAUUCACGGUGCGCCGAGUUGAAAGAAUGUCGUACAAAAACAGAAGCACAUUUGCCACGCUGCCGCGCACUCAGCGUGGCAUGCCUCUGGUCCUUGGUGGAGACCCAAAAGGGAAAAACUUUUUGUACACAAAUGGGAACAGUGUGAUCAUUAGAGAUAUCGCUAACCCCUCACUCUGCGACAUUUACACGGAGCAUUCCCAAAUGACAACUGUCGCCAAGUACUCGCCAAGUGGGUUCUAUAUUGCUUCGGCUGAUCAGACUGGGAAAAUCCGUAUUUGGGACACAAUCCAAAAGGAGCACAUCUUGAAAAAUGAGUUUCAACCAUUUGUUGGUAUUGUCAAGGACCUGGCAUGGUCUCCAGACAGCCAGAGAAUCAUGGCUGUGGGAGAAGGUCGUGAAAGGUUUGGCCAUGUGUUUAUGGCUGAGACUGGCACCUCGGUUGGCGAGAUUGGUGGCCACAGCAAACAGAUCAAUUCCUGCGACUUCCGGCCCACACGACCCUUUCGCAUUAUCACUGGCAGUGAAGACAACACUGUUGGCAUCUAUGAGGGACCUCCUUUCAAGUACAAGCUGACAAUUAGUGACCAUGCUCGGUUUGUCCAGUCUGUUCGGUUUUCACCUAAUGGUGAACUGUUUGCAAGUGGAGGCUUUGAUGGAAAGAUGUUCCUCUACAAUGCCAGCACAUAUGAAAAAGUUGGUGAAUUUGGGUCUCCAGCGCAUAGUGGUGGCAUCUAUGCUGUCGCUUGGAGUCCUGACAACACCAAGAUUCUCACUGCAUCUGGGGAUAAAACCUGCAAGAUCUGGGAUGCGAGCACAUUAUCAGUUGUCACCGAGUUUGUCAUGGGUACGGACGUUAUGGACCAGCAAGUGAGUUGUCUUUGGCAAGGAGACUACCUGCUCUCAGUAUCUCUCUCUGGAUUCAUCAAUUACCUGGAUGUCAACAACCCUGAGAAGCCUCGAAGAGUGAUCAAGGGCCAUCACAAGUCCAUCACGGCGCUUGCUGUGAGUCCAAACAGAGAGACAAUAUACACUGGCAGUCACGAUGGUUGCAUCAGCUUCUGGGAUGCUGCAUCUGGAGACCAGGAUAGAGUGUCUGGGAACAGCCACAGCAACCAAGUACAGGACAUGUGCACUGGCACCGACUCCAUCUACACUUGCGGCCUAGAUGACACUGUGCGGUCCAUAAGCUUGUUGUCAAAUCAGUACUCAAACCUGUGUGUCAAAAUGGACUCGCAGCCACGUGGCAUGGCUACAGCGGAUGGAAACUUGGUGAUUGUGGCAGACAUUUGUGAUAUCUCGUUGGUGGAAAAUGACAUGAAGGUUGCUUCACAUCCUGUGGACUAUGAACCAAGUUGUGUCACUGUGCACCCCCAAGAGCCAGACCUUGCUAUUGGUGGAGCUAGGGAUCACAAGGUGCACGUAUACGUCUUGAAAUGUCACAGUAUAACAGAGAAAAAAGUGUUGGACCACAGUGGAGCAAUCACGGACGUCAGAUACUCGCCUGACGGCCAGUACCUGGCUGCGUCUGAUGCCAACAGGAUGGUUCGUCUGUACCUCAGCUCAAGCUACGAGGUGGCCCACAAGCUGGACUGGUGCUUCCACACAGCUCGGGUGAACUGCAUUGGCUGGUCACCUGACUCAAAGUUUCUUGCUACUGGUAGUUUGGACACUGGUGUGAUUGUUUGGAGCACAGAGCAUCCCACAAAGCAUAUCAACAUCAAGAAGGCUCAUCCCCAGAGCCAAAUCACCAGGCUAGCAUGGUUGGACAAUUCGACAAUUGUGUCGGCUGGCCAGGACAGCAAUGUGAAGAUUUGGGAGGUGACUUUCUCCUGAAGUAGGCUUCCUUUCGACACUGCCACUACACUACACAUGCCUGCAGUGAGGCGGGGCUCUUGCCUUGGCUUCUUUUACAAUUUCCCCCUCCCACUUUUGCGUGGAACAGCCCUUUUCGGGUUCAAGCUCUUCCACUUUUGUGCAUUGGAUCUUUGGCAAUUUGUUUCUUUUGCUUGUGCAUGUAACCAGUUGUGGUUUAAGAUCGUUGUUUCUUUUUUGCAGGCUGUGGCUAUGUAUCCAAGUUCACUUUUUUUGUUUUCAUGCUCAGUGUAGCAAAUCAGAAGUGCAUUGCAAGGUAAAUUAUUUAUGAUUUGAGGGGCUUUUUUUGCCAAAGGGGAGUGAAAAAAAACAAAACAAAAACUGACGGACACCUAGUGUUGUUUUGAAGUGCUGGUGUGAGGUAGAGUUGUAGUGCCCUCGUGCCUGUAACGGGUGUGAACUGAACGCUGUGCUUGGACUAACUUGUACUGUGAAAUUGCAGUGACAUUUUUUUGGUAAUGGACCUGAGUUCAAAGCAGAAGGAAACGCUCGUGGACGUUGCUGAUGAAUUCUUGUUGUUGAAGUUGUGCGUUUUAGUUGAGUCAGUUGCUUUAUGAUUGCUUCUGUUUUUUUUUGCUUGAGUUUAAAAUGGCUCUUUUCUUUUUUCGUUACUCUGUUUUGAUGUAUAACCUGCCUAUGUCAGUUUUAUUCAGUGAGAACAUGCCUUACACGGAGCCUUAAAUAGGAAGAAUGUCUUGCCACACUCUUAAUCUUUUCUUUGUGAAUCACUUUUUAGUUUCCCAGUGCGAGUCCGUGAAGGUUGUGUGUCACUUGCAGUAAGUUGUCCAGUAUUUAUUGUGGCAUGAAUGAUGGGAUCAAGAUAAAAAAAUAAGCAUUGUGAAAACGGUUUGUGAAGCUCUUCUUUGUAUGCAACAUUUUGAGGACUACUGUCUGUAUUUUGUUAACUUUUAAAAUAUGCAGGUAACUUUGCCAAUAAAAGAAGGGGGAU